ACCUGAAUAAAUUUAUCAGCUUUUGGGGUUGGCGUUUAUUAUUACAUGCCUGCUAUUAGAUCAUCGGUGUGUAUUUAUUUAUAUAAAAUAUAUAUUUACUACGGAUUGAAAUCAGUCUUGAAAAGAAUCUUGAAGGAAACUGAGAGGUCCAAUAUUUCUAUGGACACAGAUCGUGGAGUAUCUUUAUCUGAAGAUUGGUUUUUGACGCAGAAAAGAAAUUGUCAAGCUUUAAACUGGUUGGAUGGUAUUAUUGUCUGCAAGGACUGCAAACAUGUGAGCAAAGACGACAAAAGAUACGAACAGCAUUUUAAAGAAGCGAGGCAUGUUAACUGGUUUAGAAAUAUGGCGUACAGACAGCCAAAGAAGAGAACUAUUUGGUUGAGAAUCUGGUUCAGUACUUUCUCACGGUUAGAAGAGACGAACCCUUUUGCACUCUGUAUAGACGAAUCCGAAGAAUUAUUAGCUGAUAACCAGACUGAUUAAACUGAGGAAUAGUUAGUGGAUAACGUGGCUGAUUAAUCUGAUGAACUGUUAACGGAUAACCUGGCUGAUUAAUCUGAUGAACUGUUAUCGGAUAAACUGACUGAUUGGUGAAUUGUAAGCAAAUAAACCAACUGAUUAAUCAGAAGAAUAGUUAGAGGAUAGACUAGCUGAUAAAUCUGAUUAAUUGUUGGUUUAGACCCUCAAUAAUUAAUCUGAUAAAUAGAAUAAUCAUAGCUGGUUAAUCUGAUGAAUUGCUAGUAAAUAACCUGACUGAUUAAUCUGAUGCAUAGUUAGCGGAUAACCUGGCUUAUUAAUCUGUGAACUGUUAUUGGAUAAGCUUUUAAUCUGAUGAAAUGUAAGAGGAAAAAUUUACUGAUUAAUCUGAUGAAUCUUCCGCGGAUAACCUGACUGAUUAAACUGAUAAAUCUUCCGCGGAUAACCUGACUGAUUAAACUGAUGAACUGUUAGCGGAUAACCUGACUGAUUAAUCUGAUGAACUGUUAGCGGAUAACCUGACGGAUUAAUCUCAUGAACUGUUAGCGAAUAACCUGACUGAUUAAUCUCAUGAACUGUUAGCGGAUAACCUAACUGAUUAAUCUCAUAAAUAGUUCGUGGAUAAUCUGAAUGAUUAAUCUCAUGAACUGUUAGCGGAUAACCUGACUGAUUAAUCUCAUGAACUGUUAGUGGAUAACCUGACUAAUUAAUCUCAUGAAAUGUUAGCGGAUAACCUGACUGAUUAAUCUCAUAAAUAGUUAGUGGAUAAUCUGACUGAAUUCUCUGAUGAAUAGUUAGCGAAUAAACUGACUAAUUAAUCUGAUGAAAAGUUAGCGGAUAACCUGACUGAUUAAUUUGAUGAACUGUUAGCGGAUAAUCUGACUGAUUAAUUUCAAUAACUGUCAGCGGAUAACCUCAAUUAAUUAAUCUCAUAAACUAUUAGCGGAUAAAUCUCAUGUAUAGUUCGCGGAUAACCUGAAUGAUUAAUCUCAUGAAUAGUUAGCAGAUAAACUGACUGAUUAAUCUGAUAAGUAGUUAGCAGAUGACCUGGCUGAUUAAUCUGAUGAAUAGUUAGCGGAUAACCUUGCUGAUUAAUCAAAUAAAGGAAUUACUUUUAAAUUUGUACGAAACACAAAUCUGUAAAAAAUUAAAUGCAAUGCAUCGUUAUAACCUAAACAGUAAUGUAUGCAAAAAUAACAUUAUUAAAUAAAGGAAAGUAUUUUUUCGA
Messenger RNA from Eurytemora carolleeae, 1705 nucleotides. RefSeq lists its product as uncharacterized. The record is from RefSeq and is a predicted model, not a curated record. NCBI's taxonomy places the organism in Eukaryota, Metazoa, Arthropoda, Copepoda, Calanoida, Temoridae. The transcript is spliced from 5 exons. Bases 46 to 483 code for a protein of 145 amino acids.